Messenger RNA from Lethenteron reissneri (Far Eastern brook lamprey), 2164 nucleotides. Its product is annotated as E3 ubiquitin-protein ligase TRIM11-like. The record is from RefSeq and is a predicted model, not a curated record. NCBI's taxonomy places the organism in Eukaryota, Metazoa, Chordata, Hyperoartia, Petromyzontiformes, Petromyzontidae. Gene Ontology annotation, molecular function: protein binding; zinc ion binding.
UCAACAUCUCACGAUAUUAUAAAGAAAAAAUAUUUUUGUUGAAAUAUAUUCUCUGAGCCACAGUGAGAAACUAUUUUGGGUGCAUCCUCGGGUCAUGGCGAGCACAGCUCCCGCUGAGAACGUGGACCGUGAGUUGACCUGCUCCAUCUGCCUGGACACGUUUGUCUGCCCCUCCACGCUGACCUGCGGCCACUCGUUCUGCCUCCAGUGCCUGGAGGAUGCCUGGAAGGAGACAAACUCCUACUGCUGCCCGCAGUGCCGCAAGACUUUCCCUCGACGACCCCAGCUGACCAGGAACGUGACGAUCGGCAACCUCAUAGAGCAGCUGCAAGUGACUGAGACCAUGGCUGCUGCUGCUGGUGUUGUUUUCUGUGACCACUGCCCAAAUGGCAAGACGCUUGCAGUGAAGACUUGCCUCAAGUGUGACACAUCCUUCUGCAUGGAACACCUCGCGCCUCACCUGGAGAAGAAGAAGUUUAAUGAUCACGUCCUAGUUUCACCAGUUGUGAACCUUGAAGAACGCAAGUGCAGGAGGCACAAAGAGGAGCUCAAGUUCUACUGCAAGCAAGACCUCAGCCUCGUGUGCAGGGACUGCACCAUCGCAGGAGACCACACGGGUCAUAAGUUUAUCACACUGGAGGAUGAGCAUCAGACACGGAAGAAUGGAGUUGGAGCAGAGACGCGAGCGGUGGAGGAGAAGAGGAGGGAGGCGGAGGCGUCCGUGGGACGGAUGAAGGCCGCUCGCAAGGACGUGCAGGAUUCCAUGGUCCAGACCAAGGUUCGCAUCUCAGGCGAGUUCACCCGUAUGAGGGCGACGCUGGAUGAAGACGAGAAGGCAGCUCUGGAUCGCGUGGACGUGAAGGGGCAUGAGCUGCUGUCCCAGAUCAAGGAGAACAUCGCUCAUUACGAGCGUGAGAUCAGCAACCUCCAGGCCGCAGCUACGCGCCUGCGCGCUCUGCAGGAGGAGAGGGACUCGCUCACGUUCCUGCAGGUUCACCUAAAGGAGACAAACCGGAGAGACACUCAGAAGGGAUCUCCACCGUCAUCUCCCAGUGAAAAAGACAUCGCCUCUAUCAGAGCCCUGCAGGGAGCUGUGAUCAACCUGCUGGCAUUCAUGUACGGACGCUCACCGACUGUGGACCCAAACUCGGCCCACAACAUCCUCCAGAUUUCCUCAGACCUCAGAACGGUGACGCGGACCGCUGUCUCCCAGGGUCGCCCCGAUCAACCACACCGCUUUGAUCACUGGCUACAAGCCCUGUGCACCGAGAGCUUCUCGUCGGGUCAGCACUACUGGGAGGUGGACGUGGGGGGUGUGGCGGGGAUUUGGAUGGUUGGAGUCGCGUACGGGACGAUCGCACUGAAAGGGAGUGGUAAAGAGUGCGGGCUGGGACAGAACGACUCAUCCUGGGUUUUAUAUAAAAAUUCCAACAGCUGCUCAGUGUAUCAUGGUGGUGUGAAGACCUCAGUGCCGGUGAGGGAUCCUCCCCGGAGAGUCGGGUGUCACCUGCACUGGGAGGCGGGGCUGCUGUCGUUUUACCGUGCCGACUCCAUGGAGCUGCUCCACUCCGUCCACCACUCGUUUAGUCAACCGCUCUACCCCGCACUGUGUGUGUUGAGUGAUGGUGACUCAGUGAGGAUUCUGGAUCUGAGUCGUGCAUCCUGAGAGCACGGAGUGUGAGCAGCGCAGAGGAACGGGCACAACGCCCAGACUUGUGCACACAAAGACAGAUACCCCCGUAUAGUGUGAACAGGCUGUAGGGGCAAGUGCUGCCAGCAAGCACAUAUAAAGGCCGGCACUUCACACGAGGGUGUGGGUGGCCACCACCACGCCUGGCCGCCUUUGUCUCCCAAGUGGCGAUGUUUACUCAUCGCACCAGGUACUUAUUUGAGGCUGAGACGACCUAGGGGAGGCCCAUGACCGGUUUACCAACACCAUUGAUAACUAUUAUCUGAAUCGGUCUUGGGUCUCUCCUAGGUCGAAUCAGCCUCAAAUGAGUACCUGGUGCGAUGAGUAAUUAUCGCCCAAGGGGAUACAAAGGCGGGUCUCCGCCAGGCUGGCCUUCAUAGGUGCUAUUCACUAGCAGCACUUGCCUUAAUAGUCUGUUAAGGCAACACUGGGGAUCUUUGUUUUUAGUGUAUAGAGAGUCAUGUGUGCAGUGUG